This is a messenger RNA of Puntigrus tetrazona (Sumatra barb), 690 nucleotides long. RefSeq names its product monocyte chemotactic protein 1B-like. Bases 56 to 343 code for a protein of 95 amino acids. The record is from RefSeq and is a predicted model, not a curated record. Gene Ontology annotation, molecular function: CCR chemokine receptor binding; chemokine activity. Gene Ontology annotation, cellular component: extracellular region. Gene Ontology annotation, biological process: immune response; positive regulation of ERK1 and ERK2 cascade; inflammatory response. The transcript has 3 exons. Lineage: Eukaryota; Metazoa; Chordata; Actinopteri; Cypriniformes; Cyprinidae.
UUCACCACAUGCGCUCUCUCUCUCUGUGCCUUGUUUGCUGUGUGAUACCUGGAGAAUGAAAGCCUUCGUUAAGACCUCGUUGCUCUUUCUGAUUAUGUGCGGUGCACUGCAGCUUACCUCAGCUGACACAUUGUCAAGUGAUAUGGCGACCAGUACCUGUUGCUUUAAUGACACCAGUAAAAUACCUCUGAAACGGAUUACUUCUUACUUCUGGACAAGCACAAUUUGCCCCCUCAAAUUCGUUGUGUUUGUAACAAUUAAGAAGAAACAAUUCUGUGCAAAACCUGAAAAUGCGUGGGUCAAGCGGGCCAUAAAGUACAUAGACAAGAAUUCAGCGAACUGAAAGACAGAAGAUAUUGUCUACAGAAACACUGCACCACAUAUACGAUUACUGUAAAAUAAGCAUUUCAGAGUGUUAUCAUUGUCAUGUAAAUUAUCCAGAUAUUAUUCGUGUUGUAUGUUUUUGUUUUUUGGAAUUUUUUUUUUAAUCCGAAAUUUAUUUUUAAAAUAUUUAUAUAUUUAUUUUUCGCUGAAGCUGUUUGCUAGUAUUAGUAAAUAGGACACGAAACCUUUUUUGAAUGGCACAUGUACAUAAUUGCAGAUGAAUCAAACCAUUAGAUAAUAAAGACUUGCUGGAUUUGUGCUGGUCAGACCAAGCUGUCUGAGCAUUUUUUUUUUAAUCAUCUUAAU